Dentiscutata heterogama is the source of this 213-nucleotide messenger RNA. Lineage: Eukaryota; Fungi; Glomeromycota; Glomeromycetes; Diversisporales; Gigasporaceae. The record is from the annotation of a GenBank genome assembly.
AUGAAUAAUAGUAGAAGUUACGAAAAUAAUUUAGAUACAAAUAGUGAUAAGUCAAUUCAUAACAACAAAGAUUAUUUGGAUUUAGAUAACUUUGAUGAUGAAAGUGUCUAUGAUUUAACACAAGAUAAUGAAAAUAGUGAUUUAAUUCAAGGUGCUAGUUUAGAUACGGGUAAAAAUUAUAAUGAAGUGGAUCUGUUUUAUGAAAAUAAAACU